Molecule: messenger RNA, 6240 nt
Organism: Alosa alosa (allis shad)
Lineage: Eukaryota; Metazoa; Chordata; Actinopteri; Clupeiformes; Clupeidae
Product: carcinoembryonic antigen-related cell adhesion molecule 5-like
Exons: 5
Coding region: 3548-4672 (374 amino acids)
Biological process (GO): cell adhesion
Molecular function (GO): integrin binding
Source: RefSeq, a predicted model, not a curated record
GAAGGUUCAGGGUUUAUGGCUUAGGGGAGUGAUUGAAAUUCAGAUUAUCUAUAUGUUGUACUUUAAGUCUGCUUCAAAAGAAUAGGUAGCUCUUAUAUUUGUUUAAACUUAAAAAAUUAGAAUUUUUUUUUUUGCUUACGACAGGACAUCUGAUAAUUAAUUUGUUCUUUCUUAACAAAAAAGUAGACACCAUUACUACUGUCUCAGUGAGAAUUAAGUCACUUGUCUCUAUGUGAGUGUUUCAGAGGAAGGGGGCAGUUUAGCACCAUGUGCUACAGGGCCCUAUGACCUAAAGUCCCUCACAUCACCUUUUUUUUUUAAGCAGCCUCUUGCAAUGGACAGAUAAGGCCGGUAUGAUAAAAAAAAAUCAGCAACCAGCCAGUAGUAGCAGGUGAACAGUGUGUGGAAAGGGGCGGGACCAGAUAGAUCCCAAUUCUGGAAAUGAGGAAGAAGUUGUAAAGUUCCGUUUACACCAUUUAAAGGCCAUGCGUUUUUGAUUCACAUUUUUUUCCAUAAUUGAAUGGAUACUUUAAGGUUUCUCAACAGGGGUGGUACUGCCCUUUAGGGGGCUUUCAGACAAUCCUGCGGGGCACUAGGAAUGAGCCAGUUGGGAAGCACAAAUGGGGUUAAUGACAUUUGUUCAUGACAUUUUUUUUAAGCUUCGAUCUGCACAAAAAGACUUCAUUUGAAUUUGAAAUAUCAUGAUCUAUCUAUGUGAAGGGAAGCAAGUGGCAUGGUCACAAUAUUUUCCCAAUAAAUCACAUGAAUAGGAGUAGUGUAAUGCAGACUGCUUUUCACUCUUACACAGGAACAUUUGCGAACCAAAAAUGUACUUAAAUUUUGUUGCAUUGGACUAAUGUCUCAGCACACUGAACUGUUGUUUUCACACAGUACCAAGCAUACAGCUUGGACAGCCUAUCAGCCAAAAAAAAGGGGGUUGCAUGGGCCGAAGCUGAAGGUUCUGCAGUGACAAGCGUCUCAGCAGGAGGAAAGGGAAGCACGAGUGCUUCCCGUCAUGGGCCAGUUUCUGGGAAGUGGAGAACGGGGAGUGUGCUUCAGAAUGUCACGGCACUGAUUACUGCUUGUGUUUGUAUGUGUGUCAGUGUGUGUGUCAGUGCGUAGCUACAGUAUGUCAAGCCGGUGUGGCAAAGGGGAUUGCCAAGAGGAGUACAUAUAAUACGAGAGUAGUAGAAGUGGGAAAUCCUGGGGUUUUUCAGAUAACUACUCACUUCCAGUUCAUGUGUGACGUCGAAGUCAGCUCACUGAAAGUAGCAAGGAAAGGAGAGAAAAAGAUGGGAGAGCACUGCAGUGGGUCACUAGUGGAUGGAAAUGUUUCAGGUGCUCUUCAAGGGAAAUGGCCAGAUAGAGUUGAAACAGAUGAAGGUAGAUCCAGAUGCACUCUGCUGAUAAAAAAAGUCCUUUGUCCGCUAAAUAAAGGACUUUUUUUAUCAGCAGAGUGCCGCGGGAUCUACCUUCAUCUCUAGCAAGGAAAGGAGUUAGACACAGAAGUUUUUAAGAAGCACAUUUGUUUCCUAUUGGUUCGUAGUAGACUGAUUGAAUGAAUGGGAGGCAUCAGCAAUGUGAGUGCAUCCACUGUGAUUGGCUAGGAAAUUAAGAAUGGAUGACGUGGCGAGUACACUUGCUAGGAGUGCUUCUCCUGAGAUGUGAUUGGUUAACAAGUUAUGAACAGAAUGUGUGACUACUGUGUCUUUCCUGUAGAACUUCGCUAAAGCUACCAUUACAUUUGUCGUGGUUAUAAUCAGGGGUGUAGCGGGGGCUUAACCCAAGUAAACACCUUUGACAUUUUAGAUGUUCAAGUUUAUCCACCUUUCAAACGAGUUUAUUCACCAAUUGCAACUUUUAACAUUCAAACAGCACACUGUAUUAUCCACAUUCACAAUAUGUACACUCUAGGGACCAUUUAAUACCACUGGUAUUGUUAUAGGAAUAGGUCAAUAACCUCCAUCAUCAUCAAACAUGUUCUGAAUGACUUUUUAAAAAAUCUCAUACAGCAUGGCUCAGUCCACCUUACCGUGAUGACAUAAUUCAUAGUUCAACAUGUGAGAGAGUGACAGGGCAAAGACCAAUAGGGCAGAGGGACAGAGUGAGAUCACACAGUUGCAACACAGUGAUUCAAACGUCAAGUGCUAGUCAGAAGUGAAUAUAUCACACCAGGAUAUUUUUAGUAAUUCAUUGUGCACCCACUUCUUAUUUUAGCAUUACACCCCUGGUGUGUGUGUGUGUGUGUGUGCGUGUGUGUGUAUGUGUGGGUGUGGGUGUAUCUUCAAUGGUAUUCAUGGUUCUUGGAACAGAUAACAGUCGGUGUAGAACCACAUGCGGAAUCUUGGGUUUUACCACUCUUGGCUCUCACACUGUGAGCAGAUCUGAUAUCCAUAAAACCUCUUUGACGUAGACACUCAAUGUGCUUUGUAUGUCUUGGUAUAUUGCCAUAUACAUACAUGCACACACAUCACACACAGACACACACACAGACACACACACACACACACACUUAUAAUUAAGCCCUUUAUAGUUUUAGGUGAAGCCCUAUUUAUUCAUAAACAUUACAAACCAGUAUGGUUAAAAUAAACAUACACACCAGUAGGGUUGAAAUAAGGAUUCUCACCAGGAGGGUUGAAAUAAGGAUUUUUACCAGGAGGGUUGAAAUAAGGAUUCUCACCAGUAGAGUUGAAAUAAACAUUACACACCAGGAGGGUUGAAAUAAGGAUUUUCACCAGUAGGCCUCUUCUGGCUUCUAGAUUUAUUAAUGUGUCUACACAAUGUUUUCUUUCACAUCCUUAUAUCAUUUCAGCCAAAGGUCACCGAUAGGUCAAUGAAAAUGGAAUACAAAUACAAUUGUGGGUACACGUUGUGGAUAUGUGUUGGUUUUGUGGGACUGUCCCCUAACUACAGCCUGCUGCUGUUGAUCUACAUGAGCGUACAAACUCACACACCUCCACACGUGGACUCAUUUUAUGUUGCUGUUCCUUCCACUUUCAAAGUCCUGGUUGCUCUGCCCCGUAAUGACUUUUCCUGUAAAGCCCCCUCUUACAUGAAACUCCCAGACCACCUCUAAGUAAUAGUAAAUGAGAUUCUGCCAGAUUCUGCCCCCCCUCUCUGUUUGUGUGUGCGUGCACAUGCGUAUGUGUGUGUGUGUGUGUGUGUGUGUGUACAGGAAGAGGGGGUGAGCCAGUGUGGCUGAGCGAAGGAAAAAUCUGGACAGAGAGAUAGAGAACGAGAGAGAGAGAGAGACAGAGGGGGGGAGUGUGUAAGAGAGAGAGAUAGGCAGAGUGAGAGAGAGAGAGAGAAAGUGUGCUCAUAACGGUUUCUGCACGUAGCAGCCAGAGGCUCCCAUUAUGGGGCGUUUUAUUAUAGAGGGGGUUUUCGCCACUGGACUUUCAGUUUUGAAAUAUGCUAUGCAGUUAUAUGCUGACAGGACCAGUAAUCUCCCUCACUUUUACUCACUCACAGCGCAAGUCAGUUCAGGCAGUCGCUCACACUCUCACUUUGUCUCACUUUGUGGUCUCUCUCUCUGGACUAAAUCGGGAUGAUGGGAUACGUUACUCUCUCUGGAGGACUCCUCUGGGCUGCACAGCUGUUAGCUCUUCUGGUGAUGACAGUGGCAGGUAAUUACUGUACUGGGAAGAACCCAGUGAUUGACCCUCCUGCUCUGGUGGUGAAAUUCGGAAGUCCAGCCACAGCAACCUGCCGCACUGAGUACAAUGCAGAUCUUAUAGGCUGGGAGGCAACAAUGGGAGGUACAAACAAAGAAAACGCACAGCAGCUGGUCUGGAAUGUGUCCAGCAUUACUGACUGGUCACUGAAGGGUGGCAUAACAUGCUUCGUCAGCACUGAUGAGCAAUGUACGACUCAUCUACCAGUCACCAUAUACAAAAUUCCAGAGAAUGUAGACCUUGUUAUACAUAAUGCUGGUCCACUGGUGGAGGAACACACAUACUGGCUGGAGUGUGAGGUUCAGAGUGUGGCUCCAGUUAACAACCUCACCGUCAUCUGGUUCAGAGGGGACAGCAAGCUGGAACAGUCAGACUUCACUCAGUUCAAUAUUGUGGGCGACAGAGAUCAGAACGUCACUGUGAGGGCUAAUCUGAGUAUCACAGCUUCCAGAGAGGACAACAGAGCCUCCUACAGCUGUGCUGCCCAACUGGACCUGAACACACCUGAGCCCAUUCCUAAUAACAGAUCGAAUAGUAUCCUACUGGAAGUAUUGUACGAACCCACAAUAGUGAGCCCCAGCGAGGAUGUGAGCUUAACAGAGGGGGACCGUCUGGAGUUGAACUGCACUGCUGAUGCCAACCCCAGCCCCACAUAUGAGUGGAGACGCGACAACAAGACCCUGGAGAACAUCAGCAGCAGCAGCAGCACUCUCCUCAUCGAGUCUGUAGAGAUGGACAGUGCUGGUGUCUAUGAGUGCAUCGUCAGCAACACUCAGGGGAAAGUCUCUGUAAAGAUGACUGUGGCUGUUUGGAGAAACUAUCUGACCUGGAUUGCCAUCCUGGUGGCAAUAGCUAUAUUGGUCUUACUAGCAGUAUUCAUAGGCAUCUACUGCACCUACCACAAGAAGAACAAGACUGGUGCAUACAUUCUGGCAAAGUUCAAAGGUGGUAACAGCCAGAAUGAACAGGUGGCUCACACCAAUGGAAAUACAGCGUAGGGGAUCAAAGGGCGGGUCCUUCGGACCUCAUUGUUGGUGAACAAGCUUCCAGGACGGAGAUGGUUCAUGUGCAAAUUAAACUAACAGAACAGCAGAGAAAAAACAAACUGAGAGAGAGAUGUUUGCCCCUGGAAUACUAUUGCAUUGAAAUCAAUCAAUUUCCAAAAACAGUUUCUCAAAGCAUGUCUAGACUGAUAAAGACUUCUGCAUCAGUGCACCAUGACAGAUGGAAAAUCGGAUUCGGAGCGUCAUGGACACCAAAAAAUGGCCGUGCCAGUUCCUGAUCAUGUGACAGGCUUUAGGAACUAUGGGAUGCCAACAACGACACAGGGAAAAAAACACGUUGGACAAUUUAUCGUCUUUUCAUGGAAAAGUCACACUGAAUGUUAUAUUCAUAUCAGUUGUGUGGAAAACAAACAAAUGAAAGAUCAAUUAAACAAAUGUUAUUAAGUUACGUUAUGUAAGCAGAACAGAAUUUCACUGUGGAGUCAGAGUUAUAUUUAUAAAUACAUACAUGGGUAAGUUGCUUCAAUACAACAUGUUUGGUUUGUAUACAGUGUAAAAUAAUAUGUUUUUCAUUCUUAUGUAUUCCUGUGCUGUACAGCUAUGUCUUAAAAGCUAAGUGAUGCUAAGUGAUUUCUAACAUGUAACAAUUUUUGUGACAUUCAGCGAAUAUCUCCCCAUGAUCCGCUAGCUCUCCAUUCUCUGAGUAGACUAAACUGUAAAAAACCCCAAUCUUCUUACAAAAGGUCAAAAGGGAAGAUAUUCUGCUGUAAGAUUCCACACCAGUGCCGAAGUUAUAAUGUUUCUCACAUUUUCUCAUCAGGUUGUUUGACGGCUUGUUCUGUUCAGAUAAUCAGAUACAGUAUCUAGUCAACUAUGAGGUUAUGUCCAUGCGUGCUGCUGGUGUGUUAAAUUAAGAGAUGUGUGACUGGUGAAGCCGGGGUGGACCUUAAGGGUUAACUAUGGAUGGUUCCUGCCACUAGAUACUUAACAUUUUUUGGCCCGGGAGAAGGAAGUUUGAGAAUGUGUGGGAGUCAAAUGGAGAGCUCAGUAGAAAAUACAGACACACACGAGCAUGUGCACACAAACACACUCAAAUAAACACACACACACACACACACACACACACACACACACACACAAACACUCAGGCAAGCACAAACACUCAGGCAAGCACACAAAUGUAAAGUCAGGCUCAGCAUAAAUACAUCUGAAACACAACAGACUGUAAUGGAAGAGUGGUGGGAAGUAUUAAUUCACAUGCUAUGUGUAAACAGUAUGAUGUGUGUGUGUGUGUGUGUGUACGAUUUGGUCAUACUUUUGUGCCUUAUAGCGUGUUAAAUUCUAUGUUUAUACUACUGUUGCCUUUUUGGAUUGAAGAUGUGGUCACUGUUUUGCUUUUACCUGCAAUGAUGAUCUUUAUCUAAGACAAAGCUGACAAUUGCAUUUGUAUCUUCUGUGCAUGUUGACUAUGUAAAGAGCAAAGAUCAUGACUUACACCAUAAGUCCAGAAGCAUUUUAAAUGUGUGUUUGUGUGUGUGUGUGUGUGUUUUUUUCUUUUUUUU